AUGGCGGAGCUAAGGCAUCAAGGCAAAGUUGCUGUUAUAACUGGUGCUACAGAAGGCAUUGGUUAUGCAAUUGCUGAACGUUUAGGGAAAGAAGGCGCUAAAGUGGUUAUAAGUAGCAGGAAGCAAAAAAAUGUCGAUCAAGCUGUUAACAAUUUGCGUAGUCAAGGUAUCGAAGUCUUAGGUCGUAUUUGUCAUGUGGGUAAACGAGAACAUCGAGAAGCCGUCAUUGAAGAUGCGGUAUCAAAUUAUGGUGGCAUUGAUAUCUUGGUUUCUAACGCGGCUGUCAAUCCAAUUUAUGGACGUAUGCUAAAAGUUACUACUGAAGGAGUAUGGGAUAAGAUAUUUGAUGUCAACGUUAAGGCUUCGUUCUUUCUAAUAAAAUCGGCUCUACCUUACAUGAAGAAUCGCAGCGGGGCUUCCAUUACGCUAAUUUCAUCCAUUAGCGGCUACUCACCGGAUAAUCUUUUUGGAGUUUAUUGCGUAAGUAAAACCGCAAUGUUAGGACUUGCCAAGAAUUUAGCCUUAGAAUUGGCUAAAUAUGGUAUAAGAGUUAAUUGCUUGUCUCCUGGAUUGAUUAAAACCCAAUUAAGUAAACAGUGUCUAAGAACGAUAGCAAUACCUAACAUUUCGUUUAUAUUUAGGUAUGGCUUGCCGGAAGAUUGUGGCAAAAUUGUAUCAUUUUUAGCCUCAAAGGAUGCAGCAUUUAUUACAGGCGAAAGUAUUGUAGCUUCUGGUGGUCAAGUGUCGAGGCUGUAG
This is a messenger RNA of Trichoplax adhaerens, 756 nucleotides long. RefSeq lists its product as uncharacterized. Gene Ontology annotation, molecular function: carbonyl reductase (NADPH) activity. The coding region runs from base 1 to 756 and encodes 251 amino acids. The record is from RefSeq and is a predicted model, not a curated record. NCBI's taxonomy places the organism in Eukaryota, Metazoa, Placozoa, Uniplacotomia, Trichoplacea, Trichoplacidae. The transcript has 8 exons.